AUGGUUCCCUCCAGAUCGCUGUCAUCCCUUCUUGCCCUCCCGGCACUUGCCUUCCUCUCACUGUCAGCGAGCGCUUCCCCUCAUCCUCGGACAGCGUCAAGCACGGCUACUCUUAAGCUCGCUGUGAGAAUAAACUCGUACGGGAUCCAGAACAUUGCAGUUGCAGAUAGAGCUCGAAUCCAAGCCCGACAAGCUGGCGGCAGCUCUUCCAUCGGUGUAACCAAUAAUGUGACGAUAUACACUGCUGACAUCGGCGUGGGGAGUCCACCAACGUACUACACAGUUCUGAUAGACACCGGAAACGCAAAUAUCUGGAUCGGGGCCAAAAAACCUUACGAGAAGACUGCCACAAGCCAGGACACAGGCAAUACAUUCAGUAUUGCAUAUGGCGAUGGUAGUUCCGUUUCUGGAGAGGAAUAUACAGACACUGUAACGCUUAACUGUGAUCUGGUUAUCAGCAACCAAUCUAUUGGCGUCGCAUCUCAAGCCUCAGUAACUGCAGGCAUCGAUGGAUUUCUUGGCCUUGGACCAGUUGAUUUAACGCGAGGCACCGUCAGUAAUACAGGUGAAGUUGCACCUGUGAUGGAAAACCUCUAUACGCAAGGAACGAUUGGUUCGGAAGUACUUGGAGUGUUCUUCGCACCUGCUUCCUCCGAUGAUGGCUGUGGCGAGCUCACAUUCGGCGAUUAUGACGCCUCCAAAAUCACUGGAGACAUCAGCUACGUACCGAUCACAUCGACAUCUCCAGCGAGUACAUUUUGGGGCAUUGAUCAAUCCAUCAGCUAUGGGGAUACGCCCAUUUUGAAUCAGAAAGCUGGUAUCGUCGAUACCGGAUGCACCCUGAUUCUCAUUGCCACUGAUGCCUUCGAGAAAUAUCAGUCUGCCACGGGGGGAACCCUCGAUGAGGCCACUGGCUUGUUACAAAUCUCAUCCGACCAGUAUGACCAGCUGUCAUCCUUGUAUUUCACCAUUGACGGGGUCACUUACGAGCUCACCCCGAAUGCGCAAAUCUGGCCUCGAUCGUUGAACACCGCCGUUCACGGUGAUGCCAACAGCAUAUACCUGGUCCUCGCUGACAUUGGGAGCCCCAGCGGUUCUGGCUUGGAUUUCGUGAACGGCUACUAUUUCCUCGAGCGAUUUUAUUCGGUGUACGACACGACAAACUCCCAAGUCGGGUUCGCCACCACUGAGUGGACCUAUGCUAUAACAAAUUAA
This is a messenger RNA of Suillus discolor, 1215 nucleotides long. Its product is annotated as acid protease. Gene Ontology annotation, biological process: proteolysis. The record is from RefSeq and is a predicted model, not a curated record. The transcript is spliced from 5 exons. Bases 1 to 1215 code for a protein of 404 amino acids. Lineage: Eukaryota; Fungi; Basidiomycota; Agaricomycetes; Boletales; Suillaceae. Gene Ontology annotation, molecular function: aspartic-type endopeptidase activity.